Messenger RNA from Acyrthosiphon pisum (pea aphid), 516 nucleotides. RefSeq lists its product as uncharacterized. Lineage: Eukaryota; Metazoa; Arthropoda; Insecta; Hemiptera; Aphididae. The record is from RefSeq and is a predicted model, not a curated record. The transcript has a single exon. The coding region runs from base 1 to 516 and encodes 171 amino acids.
AUGACAUUAGAAAUUGUGGUCCGAGAAAUGUCAAACGGAGAAGCCUGGUCACUUGAUAGAGGACUGAUACUUGCAUACGCAGAUGAUAUUAUAAUCACUGGAAAUACUCGAGUAGAAGUUCAAAUGAAUCUGAAGAAAUUAAUGAGGGCAGGUAAAAAUAUGGGCCUAGUAUUAAAUAUGGAGAAGACAAAGUACAUGGUAGAAACAAGAGGACCAGAGGAUAGUUCCAACCUUAAAAUAGAAAAUAAUAAAUUGGAACAAGUUAAAGAAUUUAAGUACCUUGGAGUAACUCUAAGCAACAAAAAUAUUAUGCAUGAAGAAAUAAAUGUGAUGCUGAAAAAUAUUUUGCAAUGGAGACGCUGUUUAAAUCAAAAACACUAUCGAAAAAAGUCAAAGAAAAUUUGUAUAUAUAAGCUACAUAAGACCAGUACUGACUUAUGCAUGUGCGAUGUGCCACAUGGUCCACAACUAAAGGUGACGAAGAGAAACCAAGAAGAUUUGAAAGGAAAAUCCUAA